Patiria miniata (bat star) is the source of this 931-nucleotide messenger RNA. RefSeq lists its product as uncharacterized. The record is from RefSeq and is a predicted model, not a curated record. The transcript has 5 exons. The coding region runs from base 161 to 733 and encodes 190 amino acids. NCBI's taxonomy places the organism in Eukaryota, Metazoa, Echinodermata, Asteroidea, Valvatida, Asterinidae.
CGAUAGACGCCUAUACGCAAGGCAUAGGUUUAUAUAAAAUUGAAGCCACAUUGAAAAUCUGUCAUUAGUUUUAGUUUUUUCCCGAAGUCUGUGUGAUUUUGCUAUCUUAUCGAGGCCUGUGGCAUAUCUUGACUCUUUCUCGGAGCAUCAACUUGCCAAAAUGCGCGCUUUUGUGACGUUCUUAUGUCUCGCGACUGCUGUUGCGACGGUGGCUUCGUUUGCCAUAAUGCAGAAUCCCGAUGAAAGGGCUUUGCUGACAGAUGACGACCAGGAGAUGUUGGAACUCUUGGAGAUUGAUCUGGCUAAAAAGGCUGCCCAUGACUUGGCUCAGUUACAGACUGUCGAUCAGGCAUUGGAGAAGCGUGCUCCGAGCGGAACCGGUUCCUGCUCCGUAAAUGGCUACACUUCGGAGUGCUGCGGUAGCUUGUCCUUCAAGGUUCUUUGGGAACAAGUGAAUCUGGAUGCUUGCGUGCUCGGCGAGGUCCUCCCAGAUGAAUACGGUAUCCGUGUCAGACUGAAUGUCCUCGGACAAACCAUCAUUGACGAAACCGUGUCAGCUCAUAAUCCGCCAGCGCUUUGUUCGAGUGUGCCGGGUGUCAAGCUGGCUUCAGUCUGCGUGGACUUGAGUGACCUGGAGUGGGAAAACAACAACUUCAGUGGCUGCGUCGCGCUGCUGGCCAAGGUGUUCGGCGCCACUGUGCUCAAUGUCGACUUGGGAUGCUAUAGCAUUUAGAGGCGAGGUCUCUAUCAGAGACUGGUUGCCGUAAGCCACCAUGGCUACAAUCAAAAUGACCGAUGUUUUCUCACAAGCAUUUUCGUCAGCCGUCUUAAAUUAAGCAUUUGCACCAUUACCACUAGUAAUUCCACUAAUAAUUAAAACACAUGUAUCUUCAAAGUAAAUUCUUUUAUUGUAGAUUGGCAAUGCAUCAAG